CGAGGUGCGAGCACGUACUGUCUGGUGAGCGGAACGCGCCGCAACACUUGCCAACUCCGCUGCAACACCAGGAUACGCUCCUCACGGUUCCCCCUGAAGCCCGUUACCUUCUAAUCUGUAUAUCAGAGCAGCUGACUCUUCGCGGAGUUGACCACAUCUCAUAUCGCGGCUUUAUUCCUCUUCACGGCGCGUGAGAAGUCACCGGGACGAUGGCCGAUCAGCUGACUGAGGAGCAGAUUGCUGAGUUCAAGGAGGCGUUCUCGCUGUUCGACAAGGACGGCGACGGCACGAUCACCACCAAGGAGCUCGGGACGGUGAUGCGCUCUCUGGGACAGAACCCCACCGAGGCCGAGCUGCAGGACAUGAUCAACGAGGUGGACGCCGACGGAAAUGGGACAAUCGACUUUCCUGAGUUCCUGACCAUGAUGGCCAGGAAGAUGAAAGACACGGACAGCGAGGAGGAGAUCAGAGAAGCUUUCAGAGUCUUUGACAAGGACGGGAACGGCUACAUCAGCGCAGCCGAGCUACGGCACGUCAUGACAAACCUGGGCGAGAAGCUCACCGACGAGGAGGUGGACGAGAUGAUCCGUGAGGCCGACAUCGACGGCGACGGCCAGGUCAACUACGAGGAGUUUGUCCAGAUGAUGACUGCCAAGUGAGAAGAACACUGACGUUUUCUCUCAGCGUUGCUUGUCCUCCCUAAGAUCACUGUCUUUUAACAACCAAAAAAAAACAAAAAAAACAAAAGGAACAAUUACAAAACCAUAGCCUACCACCCCAAGCGAAUCACUUAAUCGUAGAAUUUUGCAAAUUGUGCUGCAGAACACCAACUACUUCUAAAGGUAUCUGUUUAGAAAACACCGACAGAGUAAUCCUUGUUGAAGUUGAAGGACCAAGCUUUAAGAGGGCUGAAGCCCCCGUUCUUCAGACCAAGAUUCUGCUGAGUCACCCAGCUCCUGAUUAAUUUAGAGGCGAGAGCAACACUGAAAAGGCAGAAGGGUAGGAAACCACGCUACGGUUUGUUUAGAGAAGUUGGAUAUUCAGUUCUUUACAGAUUUGUCUCCCAAAAAAGGAAAAAAAAAAAUUGUAAUUCCCUGGCACCGGUGGUGAUUCUCCACUUCCCCGAAUCGAGUCCUCUUUUUUUGCAUGCACCCUUUCUGUGGCCGUUCUCUUGUAACAGCGAGGAGGCUCUGAUCCGUUCAGAGGUAGUGGUCAAACCGUGUACACACUGGAGGUAUAUACAUAAAUAUAUAGCUAUAUAUCUGUAAAAUUUGUGUCACUAUUGAUUAUUGCAGGAGCAAAUAGUUGAGACGUAGGGUGUUCUUUCGGCGCUCGCCUGGAGACGAGCGUCCCGUGUACCUUGAAGAGUUAGGACGAGAACAGGAAACUGGGGGGUUUUCUGCCCGGCGGGAUGGUGUUUUUGUCUGGCGUCGAGUCGCGGGCGUCACUCUGCCCGCAGCACUGAUUGGAGAGCAGUGUGUCGAAUUGCUUCAGGAGGAUUGUUGUAAAAAACACACUUGAGGACUGCAGUUAUUAACAUUUCUUCUGCGAACAGAUAUCCUGAUGACAUUAUUGAUGUAAUGCUUUAUAAAUGUGUUCUCAAAUAUUAAUGUAUUGAUGACAAACUUUGGUCACAAAAUAUAUCUCUCUAUAUAUUAGUGUAUCGUAAAGUUUGCAUUGCCUAUUGUUGUAGUAAAUGACCUGUGACAUGUUUUCUCUUUGGUUUUGAAAUGUGCCAUAUUAUUCAAAGAAAAAAAAAAGCCUCAACCUUUCUUGCAAGACUCGUAGUUCAUUAGAAUAUAAUAAACCUACUUACUAUAAUAACAUAAAAAUACAUGCAGUUGAACAUAUUUGCACUUUGGUAUAAACCACAUGGAUGUUUAAAAAAAUGUUUUGUUC
This is a messenger RNA of Salarias fasciatus (jewelled blenny), 1899 nucleotides long. It is a transcript of the gene calm3a, whose product is annotated as calmodulin 3a (phosphorylase kinase, delta). NCBI's taxonomy places the organism in Eukaryota, Metazoa, Chordata, Actinopteri, Blenniiformes, Blenniidae. Gene Ontology annotation, cellular component: myosin II complex. Bases 210 to 659 code for a protein of 149 amino acids. The transcript is spliced from 6 exons. Gene Ontology annotation, molecular function: calcium ion binding. The record is from RefSeq and is a predicted model, not a curated record.